Pangasianodon hypophthalmus (striped catfish) is the source of this 2051-nucleotide messenger RNA. It is a transcript of the gene hes1, whose product is annotated as hairy-related 6. The record is from RefSeq and is a predicted model, not a curated record. Gene Ontology annotation, molecular function: protein dimerization activity; DNA-binding transcription factor activity, RNA polymerase II-specific; RNA polymerase II cis-regulatory region sequence-specific DNA binding. Lineage: Eukaryota; Metazoa; Chordata; Actinopteri; Siluriformes; Pangasiidae. Gene Ontology annotation, biological process: negative regulation of neuron differentiation; Notch signaling pathway; anterior/posterior pattern specification. The coding region runs from base 307 to 1137 and encodes 276 amino acids. Gene Ontology annotation, cellular component: nucleus. The transcript has 4 exons.
GUGUGGGAAAGAAAGUUUGGGAAGUUUCACACGAGCCGUUCGCGUGCGGCCGGGGAUAUAAAUAAGGCAGCGAGGCAGCGCGCGGGCAGACAGUCAACCGCUUGCGUCUGUCGGCGACUAUCACAGAGAGCGCGCGCGCGUGACACUGAAACUCGUUAAAACUCGGGAUAAACACUGCGACGGGGAUAACUUCACUCUGGACUUUUACUGCGCACGGUCCUUUCUUUUUUUCCUCUUUAAGGACAACUUUUGCAUUUUUUUUUCACGUGGAUAUUUUACGCAAAAAAAAAAAACAAAAACAAAAAGAUGCCUGCUGAUAUGAUGGAAAAGAACUCGUCUUCCCCGGUGGCUGCGACCCCGGCGAGCAUGAACACCGUCCCGGACAAACCCAAGACAGCCUCCGAGCACAGAAAGUCAUCAAAACCCAUCAUGGAGAAAAGGAGACGAGCCAGGAUCAACGAAAGCUUGGGUCAGCUCAAAACGCUCAUCCUGGACGCACUGAAAAAAGACCGCUGUUUUCACCCACAGAGCUCCAGACACUCCAAGCUGGAGAAGGCGGACAUCCUGGAGAUGACCGUGAAGCACCUCAGGAACAUGCAGCGCGCGCAGAUGACCGCCGCUCUGAACGCGGACCCCACCGUGCUCGGCAAGUACCGCGCGGGCUUCAGCGAGUGCAUGAACGAGGUGACCCGUUUUCUGUCCACGUGCGAGGGCGUGAACGCUGAAGUGCGCACGCGGCUGCUCGGCCACCUGGCCAACUGCAUGACCCAGCUGAACGCGAUGAACUACCCGACGCAGGCGCACGCCGGACCCGCGCCGCCUCCUCCGACCUUCGGCCAGCCCGUGGUGCAGAUCCCCGGCGCGACGCACGUGCCCGUGCCUGUCUCAGUGCCGGCGUGUAAGAGCGCGCCUCCAUCCGGUGCGUCACCGUCCGACGCUGCCAAGGUAUACGGCGGCUUCCAGCUCGUCCCAGCCACAGACGGACAGUUUGCCUUCUUGAUCCCCAGCGGCGCGUUCACGCCCGGCGGCCCCGUGAUCCCGGUGUACGCGAGCGGCGCGGCCACGCCCCUCCCUGCAGCCGCCGCGUCUCCGCGCGAGGCGUCGCUCACUUCAGACUCCGUCUGGAGGCCUUGGUAGAAAAACAGAGAGAGAGAAAGAGAGAGAGAGAGAGACACUUCUGAAAGACUUUUACACUGUUCAUAUGCUAUGUGUUUCGUCUGAUAAACUUUCACUUGUGUUUUUUUUUUCUUUUUUUUUGUAUGGAAAUGUGUUUUACGAAGAGAUUUUUUAUGCACUAUAUUUGUACAGCUCGAAAGGGAGAGAAGUUCAUAUUGAAAUGAGAUUUAUACUUAUAGCUAAUGUCUGUUGGUUGCAUUUUUUAUAUUUGCGGUAUCUUUUUUUUCUAAAGGUGAUGCCAAAGAUAUGUGGAAUGCUUUUUUUUUUGCGAGAUUCUUCUUUUUGGAAGACUAAUAAAUUUGUUUAAAAAAAAAAAAAUGUCAUGAUGAUGUAAUAUUCCCGCUUUCUAAAGUGUAUCUGGGAAACUUGGGAUCAGUUGCCAAACUCAGAACCGCAACUGACAAGACUGGAAACUCAUUAAGCCGAGACAGAGGACUAAAAUAAACCCGGGGAUUAGUGGUUAAUCACGCGCUGCGGAACAGGGUGUAAAGAUGAUUAAAUAUCAACAAGCACAGACAGGACAGACAUCUCCCAAAUUCAGCCAGACUGUAACAUGUCUGUUUAGGCAGAGCAAUAUGCAUGCAGUACCUUAAUUAGCUUUUGUUAUUUGGAGAAAGAAAAAUAGAUUUUUUUAGGUACUUUACGCAUGGAUUAAUGCGCAAAUACGCACAACAAAACUCAUCAACUCAUUUCCAGAUAAGCUUUAAAAGUCAAUCCAUCCAUUCAUUCAUUCAUUAAAUUAGAUGGAUCAGAGUGUAGAAGCAAUCUAAAGUUUCUAAAAAAAAAUCCACAAAGCAUGGCUUAUUAAAAGUAAAAGGAAAGUAAACAAUUCGGAGUGUGUAUAUUUAGAGCUGGAUAAUUAGCGGAAAGAGACA